This is a messenger RNA of Cherax quadricarinatus, 7815 nucleotides long. Lineage: Eukaryota; Metazoa; Arthropoda; Malacostraca; Decapoda; Parastacidae. The record is from RefSeq and is a predicted model, not a curated record.
AUGCCGGAGCAAGGGGUUUUAAAGGAGGAUAAAAAGGCAAGGUUCUCAAAAGACAAAAAAGAUAACUUCCUGGGACCUCACAACUCCAAGGCAAAAAUUGUUACUCUCUUAAUUAAAGGAAUGGUUAACCCAGAACAUAGAAAAAAAGUGGAGGAGGAAUUAGUGAGAGUCCGAGGCCUCAUUAGCAUUGUGUUUGACCUGGGGAAUUCCCGUGUGACCUGCAGAGUAAAGCGUGACUUGUCAGUGGAAAAAUUAGCAGCUGCUGUAGCACGCACAGAAACUCUGUUAGCCCAGCAGGUUACCACAAAUUCUGAUGGUGAAGAGGAAAUUAUACCAUUAGGAAAAACAGCAAAAGAUACGACUUCUCCAGUUGAAGAGCUGCCAGACUACCUGCCAGAGGAAGACACACCAGUGAAGGAUGCAUCAUCGGCCAUGGCUCCCACGGGAAGCUUUGCGGAAACUGCUGCAACAUGGCUCUCCACUGCCAGUAACCUCCUUCAGAAGUCCUUCUAUUGGUGACUGUGUACAGGAAUAUUAUACAGUGGACCCCCGGUUAACGAUAUUUUUUCACUCCAGAAGUAUGUUCAGGUGCCAGUACUGACCGAAUUUGUUCCCAUAAGAAAUAUUGUGAAGUAGAUUAGUCCAUUUCAGACCCCCAAACAUACACGUAUAAACGCACUUACAUAAAUACACUUACAUAAUUGGUCACAUUCGGAGGUAAUCGUUAUGCGGGGGUCCACUGUAUAUUGUUUCUUCUCUCAUUUUGUUUCUCCUGCAGUAUAACAUAAGUUACAUGUAACAAACCACCCACUCAAAUGUUUGGACAUGGAGUGAUGAGCCAAAAAAUAGAAUUAUGAAAUAGUGCACAGCAUACAAAUAAGCACAGUACAUACAGUAAAACUCCUAAAUUCAUUAAUUUUUUAAUGCAUGCUUUGAAUAUAGUAUUGUGUUUCUAAAGGGCAUCUCGAUAAUUUUUUGUGGUACCAAUUCAUUUUUGGUUUAAUGUGACCACAGUCUCUGAAUCAACAACUAAUCAUUGGAGUUUCUUCAGACUGUGCUCGCUAUAUUUUCCAUACUCGGCUCUCUCUCUUUUUUUUUCUAGUCUAGGCAUUAUUUCUUAUGAAUGUCAGCAUUAACCAGAUUAGUGAUAGAGAUAUGAAAUGCAAAAUAACAGCAAAUCCAAAACAAAAUUUGUUAUAUGCAUACAGAAUUUUGAAUUCUCGAGGGCCUCUAGGACACUUGUGAAUUUAGGUCUUUGUAUAUUUGGUGCUCAAUUGUAUUAUUAAGAAGGGAUUACUGAUUUAGGUGAUUUUCAUAAAAGAAUCUCUGAAUGAAAAAAGUUCCAGAGAAAACUUCAGUUUGUUCUUUCGAAUUUUGUAAAUGUUGAUAACUGCAGUUCAGUAUGCAAAAAUGAUUCAAGGAAUCUUUCAUUCAGGCACUAGGACAGUGUCAAUUGUGAAAUGUACAGUUUGAUGGCAUUUAGAUAUUGGUGCUUAGAAAAAUACAAUGUUUUGCACUGUAGAAAAGCUGACAUUUUCAUGCAAGAUUAUUUGCAUUUUAUUGUAAUAGCUCAUUUUGGUGUUAUUGCAGUCAUCUGUUUGCACGUGUAUGUUAUGUGUGGUCUGUGAGACAGAAUUAGAUAAUCACAGCUUUUAGUAUGUACUUACUCUUAAAGAUUACAAACCUUUCAAGGUUAACAUACAGAGGAUUAUCCUAAUUGUUUAGUGUGGAAAUUUCUUUGUCACAUACAGCACAAGACUUCAAUUGAUAGCUUUUACAUUAACAUGGAGGUGUAUUACCAUUAAUAUUAUGGUAUUGCAUGUAGUAUUACUGUAUAAUGGUGGCUGCAUUGCUUCUUAUAUUAAUAAUACUGAAUAUUAUGUUCAUUUUAGAAAUUUACAUAGGUGUAGAUUUAAUUUUAGCAGCUGGUAUAUUACUUGCCAAUAUACUCAGGGUAGGAAUAAGAUAUUUGUAGGAAACUACUGUGAAUAUAUUAUUUUUUAAAAAUGUAUGAUUUUGUGUACUGUACUGAAUGUACAUGUUCAUUGAUUUCACAAAAACAUAGAAAUUGGCAGUUUUAUAAGUGGGGAGCUACCUAGUAAGCAGAUGUAUCAGGUUCCCAGUGAGAAAAUCCCUGAGGGAUUUAAUAAUUCUUUGGAGUCCUAAAUUGUCAGAACAAGAAAACUUGUCUAUUGUAUAAAGAUUUGUGUGUCAUGGAUCCCUGGCCCACUGAAGAAACCUGUUUUGACUACAGAGAUACAUGUUUUGUAUGUCUCAGAGCAGAAAUCAUUUUAUUGGCAUUACAAAGCAAAGACUGGAAUCUAACAAAAAGUUCAUAGGGUCCCAGAAAAAUCAUCCAGACUUUCAAGCAUCUCAUAUUCAUUAUUAACUUCAAUACGGUAGUCCCCCAGUGUCCAAAUCCAGUGUCUGACAUCAUUACAAAUUCUGUAGAUAAUUAAAACAAGUGCAAUCCCUUAAUACAGAAAAAAACAAAAAAAUAGUAUAUUUCAUGUACAGUAUUUGCUUCUCUACAAUAGUUUCAGCAUGGAUAUGUAUGGUACAAUUAUCAUAUGUUCUUUACAAUAAUACAGAUAUCUUUUGUACAUGAGAAAACCAGUUGCUGGUGUGCCUAUCACAGUGUGACUUAUUAUUGUACUUGUGAGGACGCACUAAAUUCAUAUCAGUCAUACAGUGACUGGAGAAUGGGAGAUAAUUAGGAAGGGUAGCUCCAGUUUCUUAAGUCAAGAAACCUUAUCUGGUAUUGCAACAUCCUCUGGAAGAGACAAUGUGAGGUAGGUGAUAAAAUAAUGUUGGGGCAACAUGCCCAUGGAUAAUGUACCCUCUUUAAUGCUUCUUUCUAUUAGUUAUAUUGCCAGGGGUAUUACAAUCAUUUUGCAUGUACAUGAUAUUACAGAUACACAGAUUUAGUACUUUUCAUGGAUAAAAUAAUAAUAAUAUAUCAUGAAUGUGUGGGUUUAGCACUUUUUGUUAAGAAAUUAAUAAUAGAAUGAUAGGAGAUAAUAUUAUAAAUACUACUCUUCAUCACUUUCCAUUAAAUGCUUUUUCAGAGUAUGUCGAGAAUGUCUGAAAACAAGUGCUGGUAAGUGUGAGAGAAAGUGCAUGGGAAAGGUGAAAGGAUGGAAAGGAUGCUCAUGGAUAGUGGCUGGUGUACUAAAUAGGGAUGUUAAAACUUUGCAGUUUCAUUGGUACAUUUAAAGAUGAGUUAAAUAUUGAUGUAUGGAAAGUCAAACCCUAAGUAUAUGCGGGAAUCGUGAUGAUUUAGUUUUCUUCGAUCGGGUCUUUUAUAGAGUAAACCUUUCCUCCAGUUCAUGUUUGUGAUAUUGCUCCUGCCUUGAUUGUAGACCCAAAAAUAGGUACAUUCCUUUAUAUCCUCUGUAUCCAUCCAUGUCAGUAGGUUAUAUCAUUCUGAAAUACCAUUAAUGUAUUUUUAUAUGUAUUUAAAUUUUAUUUUUAUAUUUGGCAGUAAUUUACAUUAAAUCAGACAGUAAAAUUUCUUAAUCUAAAAUAUAAGAAAUACUUAAAAGCUUUAUGUAUAUUUUAUAUUUUAAGAGUUGAAAAAAAAGUUAUUUGGUACAGAAUUUAAUUUUGUUAAAUAAUAACAAACUAUAAAGUUUUGUACUGUAUCUUAAUUGUAAUGUGUUGAAAAUAUGCAAAUACUGUUUGAUAAAUGAGUCCUGGACGUUUUGUUUUAUACAGGAACCUGUAUAAGUUAUUCAGAGCAGUUAAAAUGUUUCCAUCACUAUGUUUCAUAGUGUUGAGUAAUACUGUAUACUGAAGACUGGCAUCACAUUGUGUACAAAGAAUUAUGCACAUCCAAAUCAUGGAACAGGUGAGGGUUCAAGACCCACCAGUUCCACGAUUUGUUGACAAUUAUGUUAGGAUUUCAUGAGUCUUGAUUAUACAUCCAUUGUGGCUCCUCAAUUUAUAUUCUUAUUUAAUGCUAAACAUAACUAUUUGUGUAAGAAUAAGUUCACAAGUGUGUGUUGAAGGCAGGAUGAAAGCAUAAAUACAUAGAAAAACUUUAGGCAUUCAGUGUGUUAGUGUUGUGUCGAAUAGGUAAAACUUGCGAUUUUGGCUUAAAUAGCAACACUUCUUGCCAAAUUAGGCAAGUGAAAAUUUGUGUUUGCAGUAAUUUUGCAAAAAUCAUUCUGAACCUAACCAAAAAAAAUAUAUUUCAUCAUGUUUGUUUAUUAUUAAUUACAUAUUGUCAACUUAUCUAAAGUUGACCAAUUUUACCUAUUCGGCAUGACAUUGAUGUGAAUUGGUUUAAUAUGGUGUCACGUUUUAGAGUACAGGAGAGUCCUAUCAUGUGAGCAUCCAAGGAUACACACAUAUGAACUUACAAAUGGGGCACUUUGUAAACAAAAAAAUUCUACAGCCACCAAGCCACAGUAUGAGAAUGUCUGAAGCAAACCAGUCCUUUCUGCUGUUGUUGAAAAAUCAGUAUCAGUGUAGCUUGUCAAAGCAUAGCUAUUUAUCUUUUUGUUAUUUCAGUUUUAUGUAUAGUAUUUUAACCCUUUGAGGGUCGACAGGCCCUCUCAGAAACUCAUUCUCAGGGUCGGCCAAAUUUAAAAAAAAAAAAAAUUAUUUUUUUCUUAUGAAAAGAUAGAGAAUCUUUUCCCGAUCAUAAUGACACCAAAAUUAUGUGAUUUGAUGGAAAACUUACGGAAUUAUGCUCUUGCAAAGUUAGCGGUCACUGCGAUGUUUACGCAUCGGCGAUUUUGCCCAAUUUGAGCCCCAUUUUCGGCCAAUUCCUCUGUACUAGUCGACAAAAAACAUGAAUAUUUAGCUAAAACUACAUUUUUUCUAUUGAAUGAGUACAAGAAACCACCCAUUUACCAUUUUCAACUAUCCAAUACAGUGGUCAGAAUUUAGCAAUUUUGCCAAUUUCACACAAAUUUCAAAAAAUGCCAAUUUCCGAAUAGGGUCCAGAACAAACAAGAAAUACAUUCCUGGCACUAAAAUGACAUUUCUUCUGUUCAUUAGUCACGUCUCAAGGCCCCUUUUACAUUCUUUUGCUUUCCACUUUGAAUUUUUAUUCUCACGAAAAAUAGAAGAUUUACUGUUAUGCAGACUACUGCAUUAGUGUAAAAAAUUAUAUAAAUCAUAUUGGCGCACUUGCAAAAGAAUGUUAGACUCACCAUUUGACGUGUAUUGGACGCUUGGCAUGAUUUGUUUACUUUUGAACUUUGGUAAAAAUCGAACAUUUCUCCUACUUUGAGCUCAAUUUCAAGGUAUUUUUCAUUGUAAAACCAGUGAAAAUCAUCUCAAUUUCUGUGAAAUGCAUUCAAUUCUAUAAAAUGAGACCAGGAAAACUAGAAUACAACAAUAAAUACCAUACGAAAAUACAGAGCAAAGUCGCUGUUUUAUGCCAAAAAAACGGUGAAAGUUUUUUUUUUCUCAUUAUGCACUGUAUGCUGCAGGAUUUUUUUUAUACUGUGCAUACUGACCACAUAGACCCAUUCUUUCAUAUGGAGGCCUACCAGCCUUUUCCUGCGAGAUUUGAUGGCGCUAGAAUUUAUGCGUACUAGUACACGUACGUCAAAAACCCCUGCGCGUAAGACGUACUAGUACGUCCGAAACCCUCAAAGGGUUAAGGGAGCUAUUCACUUCACUAUUAAUUUAAUGAAUAACAUAUUUAAAUCCAGCCUACAAGAAUAUACGUGUACAAGUAGAUGUGCACAGAUAUUCACAUAUGUGUAUGUGAAUACAGGAUUAUAUACACAAAUUCCUUACUAACAUAAUUAUAUGUUUCUGAGGCAAAUUAUCAUGUUAUUGGUGAAUUUGUGAAGCAAGUUAUCAUUGAUACAGAAUUUGUGAUUAUUAUUUACAAAUGAAAAAAAAAAAAAAAAUCAGAUAUUGUUGAUGGAAGGAAUGUCAAAAGAUUUUUAUCCUUUAAAGGGAAGGACAAGAAGGUUCAUUCAUAAUAGUGGAAGCCUUCUAAUAUGAGGAAUUGGAGCUAGCUUCUCUUGUAUCAGACUUGAUUACCUCCACCCUGCCCAGUAUCCAGGUUUGGCAUUUCCUCAUAGUAAUAUCAGUAAUAGUUAUUAUAAAAAAAAAAGGUGAGUGGUAUAUGUGGAGACAAAAAACGUUAUCUAUGGAGGCAAAGAAGAGAAUGUAUGAAAGUAUAGUAGGACCAACACUCUUAUAUGGGUGUGAAGCUUGGGUGGUAAAUGCAGCAGCGAGGAGACGGUUGGAGGCAGUGGAGAUGUCCUGUCUAAGAGCAGUGUGUGGUGUAAAUAUUAUGCAGAAAAUUCGGAGUGUGAAAAUUAGGAGAAGGUGUGUAGUUAAUAAAAGUAUUAGUCAGAGGGUUGAAGAGGGGUUGUUGAGGUGGUUUGGUCAUUUAGAGAGAAUGGAUCAAAGUAGAAUGACAUGGAGAGCAUUUAAAUCUGUAGAGGAAGGAAGGCGGGGAAGGGGUCGUUUUGUGGGCGCGGGGCUUGGACUUCCAGCAGGCGUGCAUGAGCGUGUUCGAUAGGAGUGAAUGGAGACGAAUGGUAUUUGGGACCUGAUGAUCUGUUGGAGUGUGAGCAGGGUAAUAUUUAGUGAAGGGAUUCAGGGAAACCGGUUAUUUUUAUAUAGUCGAACUUGAGUCUUGGAAAUUGGAAGUACAAUGCCUGUGCUCUAAAGGAGGGGUUUGGGAUAUUAGCAGUUUGGAGGGAUAUGUUGUGUAUCUUUAUAUGUAUAUGCUUCUAAACUGUUGUGUUCUGAGCACCUCUGCAAAAACAGUGAUUAUGUGUGAGUGAGGUGAAAGUGUUGAAUGAUGAUGAAAGUAUUUUCUUUUUGGGGAUUUUCUUUCUUUUUGGGUCACCCUGCCUAGGUGGGAGACGGCCAACUUGUUAAAAAAAAAAUAAUGAAAAUAAAAUAUAAUUCUCAGUUACUAUGGGCUCUUUGAUUAUAGCUGUAUAGGGUGAAGCAAAAUGUAUUAGUUUGAGAUGUUGCUUCUAUAAAAUAAAGUCAUUGUUAUGUCUUGGAACACUCAUCUAUAAACACUUAUAAGCUAGUUUUUAAAAAGUUGUUUUUCAGAAUGAAACAAGUUUUUAAUUAAAAAAGUCUCAUGUAUUCAUCAAACCAUUUUUCGUUGAAGUUGUGCAUAAGUUGGACUAAUAGUAAUUGUUAGAAUGUGAACCUGAGGAUAGGUGCAGUAAAUUAACUGAAGGAAACUGCUGGAGGUUCAUAGUGAUUCUGACUAUUGGCAUCUUGAAGAGCAAGACGACUGAGAGAAACAUCUAUAGAGAAACAUCUGGAGCUUGCUUUGUUUUGUCGACAUGUACAAUGUAUGCUUGCUGAGGUUAUUACGUUAUAUAUAAUAGUUAUUGAUAGAGCUAGUCUCUUGCUGCUGUAAUUAGCCAGCCCAUUUCUUAAGAUCAUUUCAGAAUUGUGGGAAAUGAGACAGGUCCUUUGAUGACCUUUUUUUGUGAUGAAAAUUAUUACUAGUAAAGUGUAUCUCUGAUAAAUGUUUCAGGCCUACCCUGUAUAGGUGUUGCUGAAUGCACCAAGGAAUUUUCUUUUGCAAUAAUGCAGAGAAUAGUGUUUGUUAUCUUUCAUGUAAUAUGCAUCCACAGGAUUACAAAUUGUGUAGAUAACUUUAAGUACAAUGUUUGAUGUUAUUCCCCUGAGUGUAUGACCCAUCACUUGCUCAUACUCUUUAUCACAACUUUUAACCAUUCCACUUGCCUUUGAAUGUUUACAGCAUUCCAUAAAUAUUAACAGGAGAUUUUGUUAUCUAAUGUUCAGUUACAAACUCUGAUAUGUACAUAGUUAUAUUUUAAUGGAUAAAUAAAUGCCACAGAAAUC